GCCUUGUCGGGCGUAGAGUGCGCUUGAGCAGUGCAGUGUGCAUCUGGAAUUUGUCGCCAUCGCGUUUGGUUCUGUGUGAAAUCUCGCUCUUUUUAGACGUUCAGUAUGCCACGUUAAUGGACUCAUUUACGUGUCUCUGGGAUUUCCAACGAAACGUUACUAUGUUAGGUGUCAGUAAAUGUUUGUAACGCUGUAGUUGUGUCAACUGUGUGUUAUUCCCAGCGUUGUACGGACAGAAUAAUCUGGCGAAUUGCAGCAAGGUUAACCCAAGGAGCGGUUGGCUGAUUCUAAAUGCUAACGCGAGUUAGCUCGCAAUUCCGCUCAGCAUUUGAGCUGACUUAAUCAGUGCAAAUCGGACUCUGUUACUAAACUUUGUCGUGGCUACUGUCAGUGGCGGUGCUCUCUAGCUAAGGAAGCUAGCCGCAACUUCGCCGAGGAACCCAGAAGAUCUUUUUUCCCCCGUUCUAUUUAGCUAACAAAGCAAAAAAAAUCAAGUUUGGUACCGGAGAAGAAAGUCUGUUAAACUGGAGCGGACACCGUCACAUUUCCGUCCUUUAACACGCCCGUCGCUGUACGGCUAAUCGUCGGUGUUGCACUGCCGGCCGCUCCGGGUGACCAGCCGACAUGUCUGAGGGCUCCGAGAGCAAGCAGGCCCCGGACACGGUCCAGGAAGCCAAGCCCGAGCCGAUGGCCGCUGCGACCGCCGCCGGUCAAGCCGUGUCGUCGGUGUCUCCCCCCGUGUCCGUGGUGAACCAGCCGGCCGCCACGGAGGACGAGGAGGAAGAAAGCGAGGACGAGUCUGAGAUCUUGGAGGAGAGUCCGUGUGGACGCUGGCAGAAGCGCAGAGAGGAGGUGAAUCAACGAAAUGUCCCCGGCAUCGAUAACGCCUACUUGGCCAUGGACACUGAGGAGGGAGUUGAGGUGGUGUGGAAUGAAGUCAUGUUCUCAGAAAGGAAAAACUUCAAGUUACAAGAGGAAAAAGUCAAGGCGGUGUUUGACAAUUUAAUCCAGCUGGAGCAUUUGAACAUCGUCAAGUUCCACAAGUACUGGGCCGAAGUCAAAGAGAACAGAGCCCGGGUCAUCUUCAUCACGGAGUACAUGUCCUCCGGAAGUCUCAAACAGUUUCUGAAGAAGACAAAGAAGAACCACAAGACCAUGAAUGAAAAGGCUUGGAAGCGCUGGUGCACACAGAUUCUGUCUGCUCUCAGCUACUUGCACUCCUGCGAGCCUCCCAUCAUCCACGGCAACCUGACGUGCGACACCAUCUUCAUCCAGCACAACGGCCUCAUCAAGAUCGGCUCGGUGGCUCCAGACACGAUUAACAAUCACGUCAAAACGUGUCGGGAAGAGCAGAAGAGCCUUCAUUUCUUUGCUCCGGAAUAUGGAGCUGUUGCCAAUGUCACCACUGCCGUGGAUAUUUACUCCUUUGGAAUGUGCGCCUUAGAGAUGGCCGUGUUGGAAAUCCAGAGUAAUGGAGAUUCGUCGUACGUUUCCCAAGAAGCCAUAAACAGUGCCAUUCAGUCCCUUGAGGACCCCUUGCAACGAGAAUUCAUCCAGAAGUGUCUGGAGGUGGACCCGGACAAGCGUCCCACGGCCAGGGAGCUCCUGUUUCACCAGGCCUUGUUCGAGGUGCCGCUGCUCAAGCUGCUGGCCGCCCACUGCAUCGUCAGCCACCAGCAUAUGAUUCCAGAGAACGCGUUGGAGGAGAUGACGAAGAACAUGGACCCCAACCUGGUGAUCGUGGAGGGCAAGGAGGGCGUUCAGAUGAAGCUGUCCCAGUUUCCUGCCCUCGAGCUGGACAAGUUCCUGGAGGACGUCAGGAACGGGAUCUAUCCCUUGACGGCGUUUGGGAUUCCAUGUCCGCAACAACCUCAGCAGGAGGCGGUCAAGUCGCCCAUCGUGCCGCCCUCCGUCAAAACCCCCACCCCGGAACCUGCAGAGCUCGAGACCAGGAAGGUGAGAACUCGCCGCGCAUGCUCGUGCUCAGGAAGCCCUUCGGCUCGUCACCUCACGACGACGGCUGUCCCGCAGGUGCUUCAGAUGCAGUGCAACAUCGAGCCGGUGGAUGAAGGCGCCAAGCAUCACCUGACUUUACUGCUCAAACUGGAGGACAAACUCAACCGACACUUGAGCUGCGACCUGUUACCAAACGAGAACAUGCAAGAGUUGGCCGUGGAGCUCGUUCACCUCGGCUUCAUCAGCGAGGGUGAUCAGCCUCGUCUCGCGUGCGUUCUCGAAGAGGCCUUCUCCAAGUUCUACAGCCGCAACGGUUCCCUCAACCCUGUGACGGUCUCCUCGUAGCAGAGGACCCCCCCUCCCCCCACCACCCAUCCUCCCACCCAGCAGAACCCUCCUUCCACGUCCCGGCUGCCGUCUCCCCCCCCCCCUCCUUGUACACAGAGGAGGAAAGCCUUGUUCUUGACUGCGCCUCCGAGCUGCAGUCUUUAUGUUCUGGUCGGACAACGCUGCCACUAAGUGGUUCUCUCUUUUUUUUGUUAAUUAUUUUGUUCUUCUCUCCCAACCAGUACAGCCAUCAAGCCUCAUCGCAACAAGAAAAAAAAAAUCACUCUGGCUUGUUUCUUUAACUUUAGUCAUGAAAUGUUUAACUGCGUGAAAGCAGUCUUUUUCCUUUCGUCAGUAUUAAAACUGUAUUUUUAUCAUUUUUUUACUGUUAAAUAAUUGUCUCUCCCGCCCUCCGCAUUGCAGAAGUGUUAAGUCUGUCAAGCUCAAGACAAUUGGAGAAAGCUUGUCGUUCGUACAAGUCGAAAAUAUCCAAACUAUUUGACUGUAAUUCACUUCCAGCACUGUUUGUGGCCAUUGCUUGUUCUGAAUGUAAGCUUCUACUCACUCCUAUUUUCAUGCAACUUUCAGAACUUAAAAAAAAAAAAAACUUUAAACCUACACAUGCGCAUAAUGUAUUAAGCAUAAUUCUUUCCAAAUUUAUUCCGGCCCAGAUUGAAAAACGGUUCUCCAGUGCUGCUGUUUGAAUUCACGCUGUUACUAGCUCCACAAGCUCCUGCCUUGUGAUCAAGUCUGUGAAGUUGGCAUUCAUUUUUUCACUAGAGGUUGCUUUCCAUCAAUGUGAACAUUUUAUUUUUUUACACCCGUGUCUGUGUGCUUCGCUAGUCGACGAGAAUUAACGCGAGCAAAUUUCGGUCAAGUCUGUAAACUUGUUUCCAAUGUCUGUGGCUGUGAAUAGUUGGCUUCUUCGAAAGCGGCACAGUUUGCACUUUUCUCUACACUUAUUUUGCAACUUUGUGUAACAAUAUCCCGCAGCCCCCCAAAAACAUGCAAAAUAUGUGAAAAGGCCAUCGUAGGGGAUUCUUUGUGUAGCCUUUGCUGCGACCGUCUCACAAGGUGGAUUCAGAUUUGGAGUGUGCUCGACACUUAUCGCUCUUUCUGCUAUCUGUUGGGGUUUUUUCACUUCCUGAAAAUUAAAAAAAAAAUCAUUAAUCAGCA
Molecule: messenger RNA, 3459 nt
Organism: Hippocampus zosterae (dwarf seahorse)
Lineage: Eukaryota; Metazoa; Chordata; Actinopteri; Syngnathiformes; Syngnathidae
Gene: nrbp1
Product: nuclear receptor binding protein 1
Exons: 17
Coding region: 625-2301 (558 amino acids)
Biological process (GO): protein phosphorylation; intracellular signal transduction; endoplasmic reticulum to Golgi vesicle-mediated transport
Cellular component (GO): cytoplasm; endomembrane system
Molecular function (GO): ATP binding; protein kinase activity
Source: RefSeq, a predicted model, not a curated record